GCCGCGCGUGUGUGUUUGUUAGGGGUGUGUACGCUCGUGUGUACGAUCGGUCGUUCGGGGUAUACGCGCCCGUCGUCGUUCUUUCGACACUUGAUCACCACCGACCGUAACGAUAACGAUAACGGUCACUCUGACUACUACCAAAACGCAUAUACAGUAAUUAUUAUUAUUAUUGUCGGUAUAUAUAAUUAUACUUACUGGCUGAUUGUUGCUCUGUAAAACUACUUUAAUUUCAAGUGUGUUAUAUAUAUAAUUAUCGUCUCACAUAUUCUUUCGUGAUUUGAUAUUAAACUCGUCUUCACGCGUUACGUCACCACAGCUAUCUUCUUAAUACGUUAUAAAAGCCACUUCAUCAUCACCAGUGCAUCGGCUUGCAGUGCUCGCGUACCACACGCAACCGUAACAACGAACGACCACGACGAGGUACGAACUCGUGAGCACACGGCGGUGGCACCGCCAUUGCGGUCGUAACCGCCACGUUGUACGAAAUAGUCAUUGCCGCUGCCGCCGCCGCAUACGGCAAAAAUGUUCAACUUUGCUAGUAAGAUGAUCAAUAGCCUGAUGGCGGCAGGCGAUGACAUGGUCACGGGCACCGAUCCGCAGCAGCAGCCGCAGAACGCGGUCCACCGUCAGCAACAGCACCAGCAGCAGCACCAGCAGCAGCACCAGCAGCAGCAAUUCCAGCAGCAGCAAGACUAUGGCGGUGGACGACCUGUAGGAGGCGCAUCCACCGCGGCUAGGCAGUAUGGUAUGAAUCAGCAGUCACCGCAACAACAGCGGAGUAUGGCCGGUGGUGGGUAUGCGCAGCAGCCACUGCAGCAACAGCAACUGCCAAGACAACCGUCGCAGCAGCAGCCACCGAAUAGAUUACAGCAACAGUCGCAAUCUCAGCCGUCCUUUUACCGACAACAGCCACCGGCACCUUUGUACAACAGUGGCAAUACAAGCGGUGGAAGGCCAUUGUCCCAGUCGUUGCCCCAUCAACAGCAGCAGCAGCAACAACAACAGCAGCAACAACAACAACAUCAGCAGCAACCGCAGCAGCACCAACAGCAGCUACAGCAACGGCAAAGGCAACAGCAACAGCAGCAGCAUCAACAACAACGUCCCGGUAGUGUCGGCAUGGGCAUGCCAACACUAUCAGCAAAUCAAAUGGAAUCCGCAGCAGCUGACCCAGACCCGUUAAGCCUAGAUUUAAGCCACUUGAGUGCCGAGGAGCGUGCACUGAUCCAGAACGUUAUGGCCAAGGCGAAGAACAUGGACGCUACCGAACCUACACCGGUGGCGCCAACGCAUUCAACGAUGACCAGAACGACGCCGAUAACGUCGUCGUCUCGCAGUGAAGUCGUCACUAACGGAGGUUAUGCGUCAUCUGGUAGUCAAGACUCUGGAGCCACGUACUAUAACGUUACUGACGGCAAAAGUGGCGUGCAACAGCAACAAAACCCGUCGUACCAAGACCGUAACGUCUAUCAGCAACAGCACAGAGAUGUCAAUAGUGGGUCAUCGUACUUACAACAGCAGCAACACGCCACUACUCCUGCGUACCAGCCAUCCGCCAGCGGUUCAUAUCAGCAGCACAGCGGUUACAAUUCGGCAGCGGCGGCAGCGGCCAGACGGCAUAUCCAGCAACGUGGUUUCGACGACUACCAUCAGUUGUCGCCUGAGGAACAAUUGUCACCCGUGUCGCCAGAAAACGAGGUGUCCAUGCCGUAUGGAAGUGGCACUAGUGAAAACUCACAGCAAUACCACCAUCAGCAACAGUUGUUGCAGCAACAACAACAGUUACUACAGCAACAGCAGCAGCAACAGCAACAGCAACAGCAGCAGCCAGGAGAGCGUUCUGGGUCGGAUUCCAGUGACGACGUAAGCUUGGCCGAGUGUCUGGCCGGCGGAGGUGUCGAGUUGAUGAACUUGCGCCCGAUGCCUAUGUUGGACGAGAAUGGUCAAGUGUUAUUAGACGAUGUCGAUACAGCCAGGAUGCAGCAACAGCAGCAACAACAACAGCAGCAGCAGCAGCAGCAGCAACAACAGCAGCAGCAACGGCGCGAAGAGCAGUAUUGCAGCGAGCAACAAGUGUACUACGGAGGCAAUGCGACGACCGCCAACGCCUCGGACGUUUAUACCAUACCCGAGGACGAGGACGAGCUGAGCAGUCCAACGGGCGCGGACGGUGUGACAAGCCUCCGAAAGCGGCAGAUGGCUAAUACGUUGACCGCUAUUUCUGGAUUGAACAGUAGUUCAGCGGCGAUUAAUUUGCAUCAUCAGAUUGUCGAUAACGAGCGGUUUAUGAUGAAAUACGCUGCUGCGAAUUCGGGUAGCUCGGAAUCGCAUCAAAAAUCUAAGUUGUCAAACGAAGAAUCUUCAGCAACGUCCGUUUUUUCCGAGCAAACCCGAUCGAAAAAACUCAAUCAGUCGUCUACAAUACAAUCCGGUGUCUUACAAAAUAAUAAAUUCCGGGCUGGCAGUGGGGAAACCGUUGUUCAGCCAGUAGUUGUUGCUUAUGCCCAAAACUCCCCUUCGUACUACAACGGCAGUAACAGCAGUAGUAGCAGUAGCAGUAACAGCAGCAGAUUUGCGUCGGUUGACGGUGAUCACAAUAACAUAUCGUCCGCGUACGAAACUACGGCGGAAAAUUGCGUAUUCCAAGAUGACUUGGAAAAAACUCCCGAAUACGAUCGAAUAUGCAAACUGUUGAAUCAGCCGAUUCGUGCGGUUGUGGCGGGUGGACAUUCCGAUUCGAAGACAGGCAAAACUGAACAGCAACGGCUACAGAAGCAAACCAGUCGGCACCAGCAGCAACAACACUUACAACGGCAACUUAAGCAAUUGCAGCACAAGACCCAGCAGCAACAACAACAACAGUAUAACAGUAUGCUGGGCCGCGCGCUGUCGUCUUCUCAGCAAAAUCGGCAGGCGGGCGUGAACAACGUCAAUAAUACGUUUGGAAACGUUCAAACCGCGAACCGUAAUCGGACGAAUUUUCGCUAUGACGACGAGGACGACGAGGAAGAGUUGUUGGAGCAGCAGCAACAUCAGCAACAGACACAGCGACACAAUUAUGCAAUGCAACCAGCUGCGACGACGUCGGCAGUGGUAUCAGACAACGAUAGCAGUGGCACAAUUAGCGGAAUGUUGGCCGACUUUAGCCGAUCCAUUGCCAACAUGAACGGUAGUGGACCGACAACGACGACUCAGUUGUUUAACAGUAGCGAAAAAUUCGUCGAAAAUUACAACAAAUACGAUUCGCUGUCUGGUGAAAACGCCCAAAAACAACAGUAUCAACAAACGCAACAGCAACAACAGCAGCAGCAGAAUCAGUAUCAACAGCAUGGGUUUGCGACAUCUUCUGGUACUACGACGCAAUUGCGUCGCACUCAAUCUAUCAUCAGUCAAAACUUACGUGACCAACAGUAUCAGCUGUAUUGUACUGGCACGUCACCGCCUCUUCAGCAGCAACAAUCGGUACAGCAGCAGCAGUAUAACGAUACAGCCGUCGCUCAACUGCAGCAGCAAACCACCAAAAAUGCUUACGGGUCAGCGAACAAUGGUUCGUUAUAUGGAAGCGGUGGCGUUGGAAGUGGGCCGACGAGCAUCGUCACGAGACAGGCUCAGCAACAGCAACAAACCAUCGCACCUGCUUCGCAGCUGCGACAGCAACAAUACUCGGCUACCGGCAUGGCCACUGAAAAUAGUUUACUGUCCGAAACGAAUUAUUCAUCGUCGCCGAGUGUCACCGGAAACGCGGCCGCGCUACAACAACAAUUGUUCUUUAACAAACGAGGAGACGGUGGUGGUGGCGGUGGUGCUUUGUUUAACUGCCAACAACAGACAUAUCAACAACAGCAAGAAGUCUUGUAUCAGCCUUAUCAACCGGAAUACGGCACAUAUCAGCAACAGAAUCAGCAGCAGCAGCAGCAGCAACAGCAACAACUCUCGUACAAUCAACUGCAACAACAGCAACAGACGCACCAACAGCAGCCGUACAAUCAGCUACAACAAUCUCAAAACCAAUAUCAACAGCAACAGAAUCAGCAAUAUCAGUCAAGUCAGUUACAGCAAUAUCAAAGGUUUUCGAAUCAAGAUCAACAACAGUUACCGACGACUGUCAAUGAUAAUCCAAAUCAAUAUGUCAUUGAACAACAACAACAAAGGGUGGACAACAGCUUUGUACAAAAUCCAUCUGCUUCAACACUUGGUGGAGUACCGAUUACUUCGGGGGGUAUAAAAUACGAUACGACGUCGGCGGAAUUUAGUUCCACUGCGUUUAGACCAUUGCAGCAACCACAGGGCCAACGUUGCGACAAUCCGACGAAUAUUGCAUUACAACAGCAACAGCACUAUAUUAAUGGUAAUAACUAUCAGCAACAGCAGCAACCCCAACAACAACAACAGUCACAAAAUCAGCAGCAGCAGCAGCAGCAGCAGCAGCAACAACAACAACAGCAACCGAACAGUAUUUCAGCGCCAACUAGUGGUACAAGUACGGCCAGAGUAACGGUAUUACUUAAUUCAUCUUCAGCUACAGUGGAUCAACAGCAACAGAUCGGUGUUAAACCUUUGACUGGGUCAGCUGGUCUUAAAUAUCAGUCAGCCACUCAGCAACAAACUGCGUCACAGACAUCGACUUUGCAUCCCACACCACCACAACAAAACACGCCAGUCGGCACGCCCAGGAACACCUUGCUGAUUAGUGCCGGUGCACUUGGGCUCAGAGAUUUGACUGCUUCGCCGUCGGACACGCUCAGUGAACCGGACUCUAUGCGCUCGUCGUCGUUGCGGGGUAGCAACGGACGGGACGGCCGACGGCGGCUGCCCGAUUUGCCGCCACCUGACCUAGAGAUAGCUGGCAUACAGUGGCCAGCGGCUGCGAACGCUAAGCGUCGCGAGCGAAUGAUGCGAGCUAUGAUGGAUAAGUUUAAGCCAUUCUCUUCAUCACGGAACGUAGCGAACGUGGAUGCUUUGACUACAGUUUAUGGCUAUGGUGGCAGUGUUGGCAACAAAUUUUCAAUUAAUCGACCUGGUAGUAUGAGUGAAACCAAUUUACUGAAGUAUCGUCCUCAGAAAGAUGGUGGUCCGACAUCCACGGUCAGGCCAGAAUCAGCGCUGGGUCUUUUGCAAGGUUCCAGCCUGGUGAGCAGCACCGGAGAACAGACGCCGUCAAUGGCCAGGCACUACGGCGGUUUGACGCGGAAAUACGGGUCAGACGGCGGCGACGAGCUAGCCGCCUGUCUGCCACCCGACUUGCGGCAUCUGUUGUCCGCCACUACGGCGGCGACACCACAAUCGCACCACCGGCAGACGACGACGCAACGGCUGCAACAACACGGACUGCUGCAGAGGAGUACCGCGGCAACGGCCGCCGCCAAUUCACUGAACAACACAGCCGCGAUGAGCUUGUACGGCGCUGGCGGAGUCAGGAAACCGUGGUCAUCGUCGUCGUCAUGGUCUUAUCACGACGACACCGGUAUUGGUUAUUCGUCAGCCAUAGACCGUCGCGUCGGCGGCACCGGCAGGCAGGCAGCCGCUCUGUUUGGUGGAGGCAGCGGCGUCGCGGGUCUCGGAGGCCUGGACACGCACCACUACCGCAACAGUGGCGGGGGUAGGACGAUAAGUGCCGCAAGAUCGCUGGGUGGUGUCUAUGACGGUAACAGUCUGCUAUACCGCUGUUCGACCAGUAAUGUGCCUGACCACUUGGAAAGAAGGUGGUACCAGAACCAGCAUCAACGACAAACCGGCAGCAGCGGCGGACGACUGAUUAGAGGGCUGGGUGGAACCAAACACUUGUCGGACGUGUACGACGACGACGACCUGCUGCGACUACAGCAGCAUGAUGACGCCACGGUUGCCGCACUGUUGCUGGACGAUGUCGUGUUGGGCGGAGGUUACAGCGGCAGAAACUCUGACUUUAUGCCGUCUAGACCGAGGUCCCGAUCAUAUGGUGGUGGCGAAGAUCCGUCGUCCUCGACGUCUUGGCGACAUUGGCCCGAUACUAGCGGUGGAUCCGGUUAUCUGGGCGGCGCUUUGCGCGAGACCGCCAUCGGUUCAUCGGCAGCAAUUUACGACCACAAUGGCCACCGUCGCGCGACGAAUACUGCAAUAAAUUCCGCUACGGCCGAUCAAAAAAGAUGGGACGUUCGGCGGCACAACCGCCGACAGCGGCGGUAUAGCGACGGUGGCGGCGAUUCGGACCCGCGACGGUCGUACGAUUACCACCAACACCUGCAGACGGCGGCCAUGAUGAAGUACGGCACCGCAGGCCGGCGGUCGCGUUCGUGGGACCCGUCGCCGUCGCCGACACCGACCGCUUACCUGAGCGGCGGCGACGACGGCGGCGGUUACGGCGGCUAUGGCGGCUACUGUGACUACAUGGACGACUACGGCGGCGGUGGCGACUACGAAUCGCUGGCCGCGCUGGCCGCCGAGGAGGAACACGACGAAGAGCUGCAGCGCGAGGAGAAAAAGGCCAGGAUCAAGGCGGAGAUCGCCCGGCGCAGGCGGCAGAUCGAGGACAACGUCCGGCUGCACGAGGAGCUGCUGCGCCUGGCCCGGAUCCGUGAGAACGCCGAACACGAGUAUUCGUCGUCCAUGCUGCCAUCGCUAUCCGCUGCAGGUGGCUGCUACGCGGGACGGCGGCCGAUGACCGAGGAUGAGUGUCAAGUGUUUGCACGCGCGGCCGAAAAGAUAGCCGAGGAACGGUCAAUGGAGCGGAUCGCCUCCACGUUCCGGACCGCUGCUGCGGCGGCCGCCGAGGAUUACGUGCGCCGCGGUGGCAUCUACGGCGAGUACGGCACGGCGGUCGGCUGCGGGGUUGGUGAUUACACACCCCCGCACGCUAUGCCACUGUUGCCGGACAUGCCGACUAGGAGCAGGAGGCUACUGGAGAACCUGGGAAGUUCACCGAUCACAGAUUCCGUGUUAUUGGACGGCGAACAGAAAGCCAUGCAGAAAAAAGUCAACUUUCUCAACGUCCUAUAAUUAGACAAAAAAAAAAAACACACACGCGCGCGCGACGUCGUUUAUAAUGAUUGAUAAUGUUAUGUGUACCUACUAGUUUACCUUAUAAUUAGCUGUUAUGACGUUAUGUAGAUAUGAUACGGGCAAUUUCGUCCAGGGAAAAUUUGAAUCGUGAGUAGUAACAGCAACAAAUUUUUUGUUCUUGCAAUAUUUUCUAAUAAAUUUAUUAUUUCUAAUAUUAAUAAAGUAUAAUAUAUUACUAAUUAUAACUGUAUUAUAUUUUAAAUACUUUCAAAUAAUUAUAAUAAUAUAAUAAUAAUAACUACUUGUAUUUACCUAAUGUUGAUCAAUGUUGAUCAAAGUAAAUAAAUACAAGUGUAGGAAAGCAGCAGACAAACUGCGAUUCAAAGCGAAAUUCUAGUAAAUCAUAUAUAAAAUAUAAUAACUUAUUCAUUUUAAAAGGUCACUAUGCCAUCAAUAUUAGGUAUAAUUACUAUUAUUAUUAUAAUUGUUUUAUAAUGUUUAUAAUAUAAUACAAUUAUUAUAGUAAAUUAUUUAUUUUGUUUUUGGUCAAUAUUGAUAGUAAUAAUAAAUUUAACGAGUAUAUCCCACAGUAAUACGUAUAUUCACGAUUCAAAUUAACCGCACAGGACCAAAACGUCAGGUAUUCUACAUCGCCCGUAAUGUAUUGUAAUUAAUUGUACCUAUUGUUACCUACCUCACCUGACUAUACAAUUUGCGAUUCGCCCACGUACACCUGACUUUCGAAGGGCGAAACGAUCGACACGCACAAUAAUCACUUAUUAUUAUCAAAUGUACAAAAUCGACGGGUUUCGUACCCCUUUCGAAAAUACGUAAAUGCAUAAUAUACUUAUACUUAGUAUUUAUGCUAAGUGCCCUAUUUAUUCUCCUUUUUAGUAUUAAAAACUAUAAGUGAUUUUAAUUAAUCGCAUGGUUAUAAAUCGAAUUCAUUACAUUUAGAAAAUUAUAUACGUCCAUUUAGUUAAAAAAAUAAUUUGACAUUUAUUAUUUUAAUUUUUAGAAAUAUUAUUCUUAUAAUUUUAUGAAACAUAAUCAUGUAAUUUCAAAUAAAACACAGUGAAAUGUUUUCCCCGUCCUUAAAAAUGUGUACUAAGACCAAUAAUCGGAUUGCCCCAUCCUUCCCCCGUGAAUAUGUCACCAACUAUACUAACCAACUUACAUUUUAAUACAUUAUUAUAGGUAGGUAAGCAACCAACUAUUAUACUUACACGUACAACUGUAUUAGAUCUAUUAUAAUAUCUACAAUUUACAUUUUAAAUGUUAUAUAUUAUAAGCACACAUCUACCUAAUAAUUACUAUAUUUUGUAUAGCGUACGAACGCCGUCCAAUUUUUUUCGACCGUUUUCCCAAUACGCACAGCCUAUAAUAUAAUAGGAUUUCGUUAUAGUCUGUGCUGCGUGGUAAUUUUCUUGAGUGGUGCUUUAUGUUUAUUAUUAUAAUUUACGAUAUUAGUGUUUAUGUAUUUUAAACGUUUAAACUUUUAUCAUAAAUCCAUAACUAAGCCAAGUGCUUUCGUACCAUUCAGAGGAAAAUCGCUAAUCAGCCAGGAAACAUUAUAGUAUGUAAUUUCGUUUUAUAAUAUAGGAUUAUGGGAUUUUAUCACAGUGGUUUCUGUAAUCGAUCUAUUUAUGUCAUGGUCUCGAUCAAUCACCGCUUCAAUGUAUUUCGAUUUUCGUUUUUGCUCGUUUCCCCCACGUAUACAUGCCAGAUUUCAAUUAUACACAAAUCUGUUGUUAACAGUAUUCAUCUUUUGAGACUUAAUAUAAGACAUAUAGUUAUAUAAUUAAUGAAAUAAUUCUAUACUCCAAUAUCUCUAAUAGCUAUUAUCGUUUAGUAACGUCAAUGAUGGUGAAAAUUAUUAAUGUUAGGUAUAACAUUAUUCUAAGGGCUUCCUCGUGGUUUAAAAUCAUAUCGAAACGGUAUAAUCUAAGUAUGUACCUAAUUGUUUUAAGCCAUCACUCAACUCUAGUGUUCUCAAAAUGUUUGCGAUCAUGUAAAUGUUCAAUAAAACUUUUUUAAAUUUGAUACCAUCGAUGUCUUGAAUUAUUAAAAAGUUAUUGAGAAUCUCAAGAUUUAUACAUUCGUUUAUAUUGGGUACUCUACAAAAGGUUACAAUAAUAUCAUUAAUAUCUAUUUAAACAAUGUACAUUUUCAAUUAUUACAUAUAUAUCGCAUUGGUUAGAAAUCACAUAUAAUUGAAAAUAAUUUAUAAGUAUUUAAAUGUCGGUAAAUAUACAUUAAUAAAUAGUGUUAAAUGCAUACGGUGAUUACUAACGUAAUAUAUAGUCUUGAAAACAAAUUUAACUAAUUUUUUGUAUGAUAUUUACGCACAAUAUUAAUUAAUAAUAAUGCUGAUUCAUAUAAAAAUUCUAUUAUUUAACGAACAAUAUUUUAGUCAUAAACAUAAAUGGAUAUACCGUACAAUUAUAUCAUAGUUUCAAUGUAGGUACGUAUUUAGUAUUAUAAAUCUAUUGAACAAAUAACGUUUAAAUAUGUUUUGAAAAAAUAGGUGCAUUUGAUUUAUAUUUGCAAUAAAAAAUAAUCGCACACUUUUUGUUACCUCAAGCUCAAUUGACAAAAUUUAUGGAAGAAAAGUAAAUGAAAAAAAUAUAGUAAGCCUUAAUGGAUAUGGACGUUUUUUAAUCAAAUUAAUAUCAAUGGGUUGUCAUUCAUAUAUCAAAUGUUACCUCAGUAAUACAUUUGGUUGUAUAUUAUUUCAGAUUAUAAUAAUUUAUAACUAUAAUAAUUAAAUAAUUAUAAUAUAAUACUUCAGAUUCUUACACAAACCAUCUCAUUACGAACGUU
Rhopalosiphum maidis (corn leaf aphid) is the source of this 9804-nucleotide messenger RNA. RefSeq names its product mediator of RNA polymerase II transcription subunit 12-like. NCBI's taxonomy places the organism in Eukaryota, Metazoa, Arthropoda, Insecta, Hemiptera, Aphididae. The record is from RefSeq and is a predicted model, not a curated record.